AUGACUGAGGUGUCGGCAACCCGUCUGUACCUGGGCAACCUGCCCAAAGGUGUCACUAAGGCUGAUGUCGAGGGGCACUUUGCUACUCACGGCACCGGCGAGAUCACCGAGAUCAAGCUCAUGAACGGCUUCGGCUUCAUCGAAUACAAAGAUGCGAUGGACGCGCGUGACGUCGUUCCUGACGGAUCCGACUUCAUGGGCGAGCGCCUGACCGUCCAGUUCGCACGUGGCUCUCGUCACCGUGAGGGCUUUGGUAACCACGAGCGACCGCCUCCUCGUCCUCGACGCACUCCCUAUAGGAUGGUCAUCACCGGACUUCCCAAUGAUACCAGCUGGCAGGACCUGAAAGAUUUCGCACGUCAAUCCAGCCUUGACGUCGUCUACUCUGAGACCGGGCGCGAUGGCAAGGGAAGCGGAAGUUUCGUUGAGUUCGAGACUGAAGCCGACCUCAGGACUGCCGUUGAGAAGCUUGACCAGCGCGAAUUCAAGGGCCAACGCGUGACCUGCACGGCUGAUAUCCAAUCUGGUCCUCCGCCCGGCCGUGACCGCUUCCGUUCUCGAUCCCCCAGAGGCCGUGGCGGCGCGCCCUACAACGGUGGCCCGCCUGGCGAGUACGACAGACGUGGCCCUCCGAGAGGAUACAGCCCGCGUCGCGAGGAUUACCGUGGCGGCUACCGUGACCGCAGCCCUCGCGGCCGAGACCCCUACUACGACGACCGUGGUGGAUAUGGCCGCUCACCUCCUCGUCGCGGUCCUCCUGUGGACGAUGGCUAUGGCGCUCCUCGCGGCCGUGGCUACGAAGCUGAUCCUUACCGACGUGAUUAUGGCCCUCCUCCCGAGCCCUACCGUAACGGUGGUGGGCGGCCUCCUUACGACGGUCCCCCUCGUUACGACGGACCUCCCCGCGGAGGCGACUACCCUCCGCCUCGUGACCGUGGAUUUGGUGGCCCGCCCGAGGGUGGCUAUCCUCCUCGCAGUGGCUAUGACGAUCGCCGUGGUGGUGGUGGUGGUGGUGGUGGCGGUGGUGGUGGAUACUGGUAA
Molecule: messenger RNA, 1041 nt
Organism: Truncatella angustata
Lineage: Eukaryota; Fungi; Ascomycota; Sordariomycetes; Amphisphaeriales; Sporocadaceae
Exons: 6
Coding region: 1-1041 (346 amino acids)
Cellular component (GO): nucleus; ribonucleoprotein complex; cytoplasm
Molecular function (GO): mRNA binding
Source: RefSeq, a predicted model, not a curated record